Messenger RNA from Rotaria sordida, 531 nucleotides. NCBI's taxonomy places the organism in Eukaryota, Metazoa, Rotifera, Eurotatoria, Philodinida, Philodinidae. The record is from the annotation of a GenBank genome assembly.
AUGCUGCAUUGGAAACUCGUACUUACUACAAUAAUCUUCUCAAUAUUUUUUAUUCCAUCAAAUAUAAAUGCUCAAAAUGAAAAAAAUGAACUUAUUGAAAAAUUGAUAAAGGAAGCACGUGAACUCAAUUUGAAAAUUGAUGAAUCAAACAUAGUUACACGAUCAAUUAUUGGUGAUGGUGAUGGUGAUGGUGAUGUUGCUGCUGUACCAUUAAUUACUGAUUCCAUAUUGAAUGUGACGAGUGAAGCUAUUAAAAAAGGUGAAGUUUAUACUUCAUUUCAAUGUAUGAAAACAAAAAACUUCAAUCGAUGUUAUCGUGUGCGAGUUACAGGUGUUCUCGAAACAAAAAAAGGAUUGGAUGUAUCUCUCAUAGAUAAAGAUAAUAGAGUAAUUGCAAAUUCUGAAAUGGUGCCUAGAGGAGGAAAGCAAAUUGCAUGCGGAUUGACUAUUAUAAUUGGUGGACCUGUCCGUGUCUUUGUUGAUGGCGUAUAUAUUGGAACAUAUGACAUUGUUAUCAUGUGUAUUCAUUAG